Haliotis rubra (blacklip abalone) is the source of this 2637-nucleotide messenger RNA. Its product is annotated as cyclic nucleotide-binding domain-containing protein 2-like. The record is from RefSeq and is a predicted model, not a curated record. NCBI's taxonomy places the organism in Eukaryota, Metazoa, Mollusca, Gastropoda, Lepetellida, Haliotidae. The coding region runs from base 1 to 2637 and encodes 878 amino acids. The transcript has 13 exons.
AUGGCAACUACUGCUGUCUGGGAUUACAACCGCUUCUGCCUGGAUCUGAUUCCCCAACCAAAGAAAGUCUACAACAUCAAAUACAUAAAUAUAGAGUUACCUCCCCCUCCAUCCCGCGCACACAUCGAAACAUGUGACUAUGACGACCAGUUUGAGGACACAGACGAAGAGGAUCUGUCGUUUUCUGAUGACGACGAAGAAACAAGUCAUAUUCCUGAGCGGUCACUUACAGCAUCAAGGGCACAAACCACCCAAACACCGAGCCGAGGCCUUGUAACGGCUAUUGGAGACUGUCUCCUGUUGUCGUCCUCAGAAUAUCUCAGGAACACCUAUAGUCCGGACGGGAUUAGAUGGACCACCAGCGCCAAGGAGUUUGGGGCUGCAGACAACCGACCUCACACCACACGAGUCAGACGGGCCCAGUCCAGACGACGGUCAUCUAACGGUCGACGGCCACACACUGUGGCUCCGGAUGUACCAACCGGCAAGGGCAGUCUCGCAACAUCUGCAUACGUGUCUCGCAGGAUGAGGUAUCUUCUGGACUCCAGAGCGUCCAUCUGCCCGAAUGUCCUGACCAAUGAGAUCCUGCCGUUGUAUCAGGGCGAUGGUGACGUUGCACCUAUAGAUCUACUCGACGGCGAAGGGGAGGAAGGCGAUGGCUUGCUGACCGGUAGAAAGUGUAGAAGGUUCAGAAAGAGAGUUCUCAACUAUAUAAGACAACGAAGAGUUUUACAGUCAUUUGAGAAGAAGCCUAAAACAGAUGCUUACCGGAAGUUCAGAAUGGUGGGAAGCAUCGUCACGACCCUUGUGCACAUGCUCAAAGCUAUCUCGGCCAACACCGAUAGCCUCACCACGAAGUCUGCAGCUGAAAUACAAUGGCAGGCUCUGUACAGCGACAAAGAUCCACAUAAACUGGCCUUCAACGUAUCGGUAUUCACAAGAGAGCGGGCCAUCGAGAAACUACCCAUGUGGUCGAUAGACAUCCUACAGAAGAACCCGGAAGUGAGAGAUGAUAUCGACUGUCGCAAGCUCCACACACUGUUAAAGGGAAUGAGGAGCUUUGACAAGUUCACGGAGAAAAUCCAAAAUUCUCUGUGCAAGACAUUUUCCUACAUGUGUUUCCAGGAGGGCCGUGUGAUAAUCAGACAAGGUCACGUAGGACAGAACUUCUACCUCAUCUAUUCCGGGUCUGUGUUUGUCAACGUCAUGGAGACGGGCACUAAUGGAAAGUUGUUCGUCAAGAACGAAGCCGUGUUGACUAAAGGCGAUUCAUUUGGGGAACUGGCCCUCCUCCAAGACAUCCGGCGUACUGCAACCAUCGUUGUCAGGGAAACCUGUGAGCUGCUGGUGGUCGAGAAGAAUGUCUUCUCGCACGUGUGUCCGAGAAUCUUCGAGAUUGAGCUUGAAGAGAAAGAGCAGAUUAUGAAGAAACUGCAUCUAUUCAACCCCAAGUGGUGGAGCGAAAGUGCCAAGAGGAACCUCGCCCUGACUGCCCAGAUACAAGACUACAAGACUAAUAAAGUCAUUGUACCCGACAGUGUGAGAGAAGAGUGGAUCUACGUCUGUAUUGAGGGGAAUUGUCAAGUAAUCCGAUGUCUCGAGAUGGACAAGAAAGAGGAGUUAUCUGCCCUUGCCAUCAGACGCCGAUCGACUGUUUUGCUGUCGGACGAAAUUUUGGACCUGCUCGGCAGUUUCCCGGAAUCCAAAUCAGUUCAAGAGAAGACAAGGCGCCAGUCUAAAAUGCAGGGACCAAGCUCGACGAAGGAGAAACUGCUGGGCUCGCUCGGUCUCGACUAUGUCGACACAGGGAGGAGACAGAAGGCCUUUAUCGAGGCCAUGGAACAGGUGGAGAAGAAGAAAGCGUUAUCAGCUGUGAGAGGUCACAUGACCUUGACCUCCUUCAUGAAGGACAAACUGGAGAAGACGACAUCGGACCUUGUAUUCCUACAUGUUGCCGUGCUGGACCCUCACGACAUAUUUGACCUCACGUGCGUGCUCAACCCAUAUCAGCGCCUGGGAAGCAGCUCUUUCAUGCUCGUUAGUGGGGGUGCCAGGAUAUUACGGAUCAGGAGGGACCACUUCCAACAAUUCGCCCCUCCCGCCGCCCUCGAGUACACCCGCACCCAGGCCUUCAAACAACGGUACCCCACUGACGACGUGCUUAUUAGGUCAUACAAAGAGCAGACUGACUGGGACGCUUUUAAGGGUAGCGUCGUCAGAGAUGUGAAGAGCAAACAAGUGAUCCUUCCUGACAGAAGGCGCUUUUACAAAAAGGCACCAAAGGUCAAAGACAAAAAGAGCCAGGUCUGGACAUUCCUUGUGGACAACAGAGUCGUUGAGCUGAAGAGCCUUCAGAAACGGAAACUUUUUGAACAAAAGGAAACUUCAGCCGCUGAGAGGGUGUGGAGUCAGGACCAUCGACCGGAAGUUGUCAGGUCAGUGCCGGAAAACUUCGUCAUGCGCAGACACCGGUCUGUCAGAUUCAGUGCCAACACGUCACUGGUUAGAAGGUUUCGCCCGAUUGAGAGCAAACCUGUUUCGAAAGAUGAAGACGAAGUGCCUGUAUUUAACAAAGGGAAGAGGCGUUCAGUUUCCAUUAAACUUCCAAUAGAGGAGGAGGAGGAACCGGAAGAUUAA